GGGCGUGGGCGUGGGCGUGGACGGACAGCUCCCACCGGUCGUCUGUGUCCCCUGGGGUCGCGCCGGCCGCGUUCAAGGGCAUGGGCGACAGGUAUGCUGCGCUGCAGAGGGCUGGGCUGCAUCUGGAUUUCAUCCACGCCAACUCCACCACUCACAGCUUCCUUUUUGGAGCACUGGCUGAGUUGCUGGACAAUGCAAGAGAUGCAGGGGCUAGAAGACUUGAUGUGUUUUCAGUGGAUAAUGAAAAACUGCAGGGUGGAUUCAUGUUGUGUUUCCUGGAUGAUGGAUGUGGCAUGAACCCUGAGGAAGCUUCAGACAUCAUUUAUUUUGGAACAUCCAAAAAACGGCUAUCAACCUUGAAGUUCAUUGGGCAAUAUGGCAACGGUCUUAAAAGUGGGUCCAUGAGAGUUGGAAAAGACUUUAUUCUUUUUACGAAGAAGGAGGAAACGAUGACCUGUGUGUUUUUUUCUCAAACGUUCUGUGAAAAAGAAGGUCUUAGUGAGGUUGUCGUUCCAAUGCCUUCGUGGUUGACAAGAACCAGAGAAUCUGUCAUAAGCGAUCCUCAAAAAUUCUCAACGGAAUUGUCUAUAAUUUAUAAAUACUCCCCAUUUAAAACUGAAGCUGAAUUGAUGCAGCAAUUCGAUGGGAUCUAUGGAAAAUGUGGCACUUUACUGGUUAUUUAUAACUUGAAGCUUCUGCUUAGUGGAGAACCAGAAUUGGAUGUUAAAACUGACAAAGAAGAUAUACUCAUGGCUGGGGCUGUUGAGGAUUUUCCAGAAAGAUGGUCAUUCAGAGCUUACACAUCUGUUCUGUAUUUUGAUCCAUGGAUGAGAAUAUUCAUUCAAGCCAAAAGAGUUAAAACUAAACACCUAUGUUAUUGCCUCUACAGACCCAGGAAGUAUCUGUAUGUCACAUCUUCUUUUAAAGGAGUAUUUAAAAAUGAAGUUAAAAAGGCAGAAGAAGCAGUAAAGAUUGCUGAAUUUGUAUUGAAAGAAGCACAAAUCAAAGUAAGCCAGCCUGACAGCACCUCUUUGUCUCCUGCCAAGGAUGUAUUACAGAAAGCUUUGGAAGAUGUCGAAGCAAAGCACAUGAAUCUAAAAGAGAAACGGAGAGAAUUAAAAAAAGCAAGAACACUCUCCCUCUUCUUUGGAGUGAACAUAGAAAACCGAAGCCAAGCGGGAAUGUUCAUUUACAGUAAUAACCGUUUGAUCAAAAUGCAUGAGAAAGUGGGCCCACAGUUGAAACUGAAGUCCUUACUUGGUGCAGGUGUGGUUGGAAUUGUUAAUAUACCCUUGGAGAUCAUGGAACCAUCCCAUAAUAAACAGGAAUUUCUUAAUGUCCGAGAGUAUAAUCAUCUGCUCAAAGUCAUGGGACAGUACUUGGUCCAGUACUGUAAGGACACUGGAAUCA
Molecule: messenger RNA, 1410 nt
Organism: Carlito syrichta (Philippine tarsier)
Lineage: Eukaryota; Metazoa; Chordata; Mammalia; Primates; Tarsiidae
Product: MORC family CW-type zinc finger protein 1
Exons: 14
Cellular component (GO): nucleus
Source: RefSeq, a predicted model, not a curated record